Messenger RNA from Hyalella azteca, 4776 nucleotides. RefSeq names its product protein brunelleschi-like. Lineage: Eukaryota; Metazoa; Arthropoda; Malacostraca; Amphipoda; Hyalellidae. The record is from RefSeq and is a predicted model, not a curated record. Gene Ontology annotation, cellular component: trans-Golgi network.
AGAACAAGGUAUAGCUCUAUUGAAUCUUGAUGUGCAAUUCUUCAUGUGCGGUAGCAUUAUUUGUGAUUGUAUGAAUUUCAAUUAAGAGUAAAAUUAUUGUUUGUGUUUUCAUUGUAUUUAGUCAAUCUGACCUCAUUGGAUUCACUGGAAUCACAAUCACUCAAGAAUAUCUCCCAGCCCAUCAAAAUGUGGGCGGCGGGGUGCGUUAGCGCGGCCCCCCGAGCGCGGUUGUCCCGAUGAGGUCGAGCGUGAGUGUCAUCCUAUCAAGCCCUCCACCCGACACUACCAUGAGCUACCCUGACUACCAGGCACACCCCCACCACCACCGCUCCCUCCUGGUGCUAGUCGCACCUCUAGGCACGCGCGUCAAGAGCAAGACGUUCCAGCAGCUGUACGAGCGCAUCAGCCGCGUCAACCAGCUCAAAGUCAGCGACUCAGGGGGCACGCAGCGCCCUGUAUGGGUGUCUUACCGCCGCGACUAUCCCGUCGAGAACAACGACUGGGGAGACUUCCAGACACAUCGACGACUGCUUGCCAUCAUCACCAUCGGCCACGUGGCAAGUCAGAACGACUUGAACGAAGUAUGUAAGCAACACGAGAGCUUGAAGGUGAAGUACGCGAGCACCAUCUAUGACUCGCGCUGCAUUAUCCUCGGUUUGAACUCGGACGGCAGCGUCCAUAACGAGAAUGCAAAUGAAGUCACCGAUGCCCAAUCGUCCAAAAUUCCUGACCAAGUCGACGGUGGAGAUGCCGUUGCGUUCCUGCAUGGCGACCGAGACAGCGGGGUUUAUGAUAACCUUCUCACCGAAGACAGGGUAUCUGCUGACGGUGAUCUGAAUCACCACACCUCUAAUGGCCAUGUUUUGGGUAGUGCUCUUAAGAAACGAUGUGACUCUUCAUCUCAGUCCGACAGCGGCCAAAGUUCAGGCGUGAAACAAAACGGUGGCUUAAGCUCCUCCAGCAGCGACUCUGGCAGUGAGAGUGCCGUGGACGGUUGUUGUGUCACGGACACCGAGACUUCUAAUGUCUCGGUUACAACCUUAACCGGCAGUCCUAACGCUAUCAACGCUUCAUCAGACUCGCUACAAGAACACAGUAGCAGCGAUUCAUCCAUGACUAGCACAAACACCACCGACAACAACCUCAUCAACGGCAACACCGAGCAGCACAUUAAAGGCUUCAACAACAACAACAGCGUCGUUAACGGACCAACUCAAACUCGUGCCAUCUUACAGCCUCCUUCGUACUUCAAGACGCGGGCUAUGUUCUACCCCACAGCCGAACACGCGCUCAAUAUAGAAGCCACGCUUCACGAGUUUAUCGUAACUCGUGCCAUCUUACAGCCUCCUUCAUACUUCAAGACGCGGGCCAUGUUCUACCCCACAGCCGAACACGCGCUCAAUAUAGAAGCCACGCUUCACGAGUUUAUCAGUUCACUCUUCUGGGUGCUCGAGUCUAAGCGACUGGAUAAGAGCCAAGAGAAACUUGAUCGGCCGCCUCUACUCUGCGCGCCUUUUGAGAGAAAGGACAUGGUUGGCUUGGACAUGAACUCUGGGUCUAGUCGCAAGCGCUGCGUGGGACGCCUGAAGAAGCAGCUGGGCGACCUGUGCCUGCAAGUCGGACUCGUGGGAGAGGCGGCGCAGCACUACAGCCAGGCCGCUGAUAUCCUGCGUGCAUCCAAUGACUGGCUAUGGCUUGCAGGUUGCCUGGAAGGUUCGUGUGCGGCGUCCGCAGUUCAGUUGUACCCUGAGCUCGGCCGUGGAGCGUCAGGUCUGCAGCGCAACAGCAGCCUGGGUGUUGGGCCUACAGCGCUCAAACACCGCCAGACUAACUCCCUGCCCUCCAACUCCCUGCCUGCUGGCCUAACGCCUACCGCUGCUAGACACCUGAGCAAACACUGCCUCUCUCCUGAUAAUGAUCAAUUCAUCAAUCAAUACAGAGAAGCCAUUAUGGACUAUGACAAGAUGAGUUACCGCAACGCCGGCGUGGUCGAGACCGAGGCGAGCAUCAAGGCUGUGUACGUCCUCAUCGAACAGCGACGCUACCUCCUGGCUGCUGAGUUCCUCUCUAACGUCGUCUUCAUCAACCUACAGCUCUCUGACGAAGAAAAGAUAAGUCGGUUCCGUGCGCUGGCUGAGCUGUACCAGGAGCUCGGCAUGAUGCGCAAGGCAGGCUUCUUCCGACGCGUCGCGGCGAUGCGGUGCGCCGUAGCGCAGUCGCAGCGCUCGCACGACUGGCCGCAGUGCUACAAACUCCUGCUCAACACCUUGCCUGGCUACAGGCUCUCCCUCGACCCUCUGCACUGCCUACAAAUGGGCGGGUGGGGUGCGCUGCAAGUACAGCUGAUCCAGGAGGUGGUUGGGACGAGUCGCCGGAUGGGGGCGGUGGAGGCCUGCUGUCGUCACCAGGCCUUCCUUCUUGCUGCUCUCUUGCACCACCUCACUCCAGCCCAGCGGCAGGAGGCUGCACUCAUGCUGCACACGCUCACUCAGCAGUCUGCUGCCCAGACCACCAACGCCCCGAACAGCUCCAGCAGCAGUUCAGGCAGCUCUGCAGUCUCUGGGUCUGUCGCUACGCUCACUCAGCAGUCUGCUGCCCAGACCACCAACGCCCCGAACAGCUCCAGCAGCAGUUCAGGCAGCUCUGCAGUCUCUGGGUCCGUCAAAGUACAACCCCCCAAAAGCGGCCAUCAGUUGCGGAAGUUCGCCAAGGUGUGCAGCGAUGAGCCUGCUGGCCCCUUCAUAUUCUCGCCCUUCUCAUCUCUCACGAACGCCGUGGCCAAACCGGCCAAUACUUUCGACUUCCAGUGGGUGGAAGGAGACGUCUGCGAGGUUGUCCUACAGUUUGACAAUAUCCUCUCACUUCCUCUGCAACUCUCCAACAUCAGGCUGCUAAGUGAAGGCGUGUGUCACUUUGAGUCGUGGAGCAGCAGCGUCGUGCUGGAGGCUGAGAGUAGCUGUAGUGUCACUGUUAGAGGACAGCCCACCACCCCUGGCCAGCUCAAAAUUACUGGUAAUAAUUUCCUUUGUGGGAGCAGAUGCUUUGUUGAGAGUGACGACAGCGCUUCAUCGAGCAGCAAAAGUUGUUUUACUGUAGAAGGAGGCGUUGGUAGCGCCAAGGUGCGAGGUCAUCUCUCUGCUGGACAGACGCAGCAGCUGAGAUUAACUAUGCACAACAUAUCGCCUCAGCCUGUGGCCGCCGUCGCUGUUACAAUCAAACCGAAAACGACAACGCAAGACAUUGCUAAGGUUUUCAAGGCGGACGAAGUUGCGCUGGAGCGUCAGCUUCCCAUACGCGGCAACUCGUCGUGCUCUCUGCUGCUGUCCCUGUACGGCCUCAGUGACCUGCUUGCCAUGUCGCUCUCCAAUGACGCUCACGACGACACUCACAGCAGCGUGGGUGCAAGUUUGGCGGCUUCCUCACUGCCGUGCUCGUCUCUGAUGUCGACGUCUCGGGGGGCGAUGCGUCUUGCGCCUCUGGGGGGUCGGCGCUCCCACUCGUCAGGGUCGAUGCUGUCGGGCAGAUCUGGUGGCAGCAGCAGCCGAUCUCAGCGGUCCAGGGAGAGCGCCUCGUCGGCAGCGAGUAGCGACUCCAAGGAGGCCUGUUCCAAAGGAAGCGUUGGCAGCAGUGAACUGGAGGGAGAGGUGGAGCUCUGGUACCGAGGUGAAGGCACCGAGCACUGGAGGACUUGUUUGAUUAACGUGCGUCUGCAGGUCACGCCCACUCUUCAGAUUUAUUUUUACCUGCUGAACAGGUCGGCCAGCGAGAUGGAGCUCACAUACACGGCGGAGGGACGCAGCAUUCUUGUGCAAGGGGGAGACUCGUGCAGAGUUCCUGUACCUGUCACCCGCUGCCCUCGUACACCAGCCUUGCAGAGCGGGGAAAGAAGUGUGAGCGAAGCCCUCGGUGAGCACGUGGCCUCUCAAGUGAAGCUUCAAUGGGUGCUGAGUCCCCAAGAACUGGAAUGCAGCGCCUCGCUGCCUCAACUGCACUUCCCUCUCAACACCCACCACCUCAUGAUGCUAGCUCCUAUUACCUGGGGCGUUGAAGUGAACGGCAUGAGCGUGAGCGUGGGGGGCGAAGUAAGUUCUCGCGUGGGUGAGGGCGUAAGCGUGUCGGUGAGCAUCACGAACAGCAGCGACGCGGAGCUGCCGGCCCUGAGGCUCUCCACCAGCACCCUGCAGGACCAUCAGAACGGCAACGCCAACUACAGGACAGACGGCAUCGUGGCUCCCGCUGGUGCCAUGACUGCACUUAUCCCUAGGCUGGGCGUUGGCCAAUCAUAUUCGACCCAAGUGAACUUGAUAUUCUUCACCGGAGGCUCGUACAAACUAGACUUGCGGUGCUGUCCUGUGGUGCUACCUGCUGUACCGUCGGUGGUCGGUGGACCGGCUAGUCUCACCACCACCAGCAUCACCCUGGGCAACACCAGCAUCACUAACGUGUCUGGUCUGCCGCAUCACCUUCACCACCAGACAUCACACUUGAGCCAUCACUCAGCAUACCAAUCUCCUGUGCCUCCUGCUGAAGUCUGGUUGUUUGCACCACCUAUUGAGCUCACUAUCUCACAUUAAAUCUUGAAUGUUUUAAAGCUAAUUUUUACUUCAAUCAUGGAUGGUACCCGGCUUAAAUAGUAAAAUUUAUUAACUAGAAAAAGUAUACAGGUUAUAACCACUUGGCCGGGUGACGCGUCAUCAUUGUCAUAGCAUGGUUGGCUAGUACAAGCAUCAAAUUGAAUAAAUAUGACAUGUUUGUAAUUAGAAAUAUUUGUAAAUA